AUGAAUUCAGAGUUUCGUGAAUCUCUCUGUCUGUCUGUCUCUCUGUCUGUCUGUCUCUCUGUCUGUCUGUCUGUCUCUCUGUCUGUCUGUCUCUCUGUCUGUCUGUCUCUCUGUCUGUCUGUCUCUCUGUCUGUCUGUCUCUCUGUCUGUCUGUCUCUCUGUCUGUCUGUCUCUCUGUCUGUCUGUCUCUCUGUCUGUCUCUCUGUCUGUCUGUCUCUCUGUCUGUCUGUCUUUCACGUGGUUCCCAACAUGAGGCGAACCCCCGAUGGGGAAAAGGGGCAAUUUGAUUUUAUUUGGGCGAGGAAUAAGCAAGAAUGGGCUAUUAACAUUAGUUAUGAACAGAUUGAUUGUUCAUAUCUAUCUAUCUGUUCAUAUCUAUCAGAUAGUUAUGAACAGAUUGAUUGUUCAUAUCUAUCUAUCUGUUCAUAUCUAUCAGAUAGUUAUGAACAGAUUGAUUGUUCAUAUCUAUCUAUCUGUUCAUAUCUAUCAGAUAGUUAUGAACAGAUUGAUUGUUCAUAUCUAUCUAUCUGUUCAUAUCUAUCAGAUAGUUAUGAACAGAUUGAUUGUUCAUAUCUAUCUGUCUGUUCAUAUCUACCUAUCUGUCUGUUCAUAUCUAUCUAUCUGUCUGUUCAUAUCUAUCUAUCUAUCUGUCUGUUCAUAUCUAUCUAUCUAUCUGUCUGUUCAUAUCUAUCUAUCUAUCUGUCUGUUCAUAUCUAUCUAUCUGUCUGUUCAUAUCUAUCUAUCUGUCUGUUCAUAUCUAUCUAUCUGUCUGUUCAUAUCUAUCUAUCUGUCUGUUCAUCUGUUCAUAUCUAUCAGAUAGUUAUGAACAGAUUGAUUGUUCAUAUCUAUCUAUCUAAGGAAUUUGCAUGUAUAAUUGAAAUGGACAAAGAACAUCGCUUUCUCUCCUUACGUCGCUGGGCAGGGCCAGCCUCUCCGAUUUGUUGGCUCGGAAUGAACUUUUUUUUUCUCCACUGCUUCCAAGAGGAACUCCUUAAUUUUAACUUUAUUUCCAUUUCUUUCUUUCUUUAUUUCUUUCUUUCUUUCUUUCUUUCUUUCUUUCUUUCUUUCUUCGCUCUUCAUCUUCCUUCUCUACCCUCUCUCUCUCUCUCUCUGUCAUUCCCACCCCCUCUCUCUCGUUCCCCUCCACCCCUCUCUCUCUCUCUCUGUCGUUCCCACCCACCCCUCUCUCUCUCUCUCGUUCCCCACCACCUCUCCCUCUCUCUGUCUUCCCUCCACCCCUCUCUCUCUCUGUCGUUCCCACCCUCCACCCCUCUCUCUCUGUCGUUCCCACUCCACCCUCUCUCUCUCUCUCUCUCUCUCUCUGUCGUUCCCCACUCCACCCCUCUCUCUGUCGUUCCCCUCUCUCUGUCGUUCCCACUCCACCCCCCUCUCUCUCUGUCGUUCCCACUCCACCCCCUCUCUCUCUCUCUCUCUCUCCCCCACCCCCCCCCUCUCUCUCUCUCUGUCGUUCCCACUCCACCCCUCUCUCUCUCUGUGUCAUUCCCUCUCCACGUCAUUCCCUCCACCCCCCCUCUCGCCCUCCACCUCCCUGUGUCGUUCCUCCUCCAUUCUUCUCUCUCUCUCUCUCUCUCUCUGUCGUUCCCCCUCCAUCGCCUCUAUCUUCGACUCUUGAAUUUUUACCUUUUUUCCUCUUUUUCUUUUUCCCGUCUUUUUUCCUCUUUUUCUUUUUCCCGUCUUUUUUCCUCUUUUUCUUUUUCCCGUCUUUUUUCCUCUUUUUCUUUUUCCCCUGUCUUUUUCCUCUCUUUUUCCCUGUCUUUUUUUCCUCUCUUUUCCUUUCUCUUUUUUCCCGUCUUUUUUCCUCUUUUUCUCUUUUCCCGUCUUUUUUCCUCUCUCUUUUUCCCGUCUUUUUUCCUCUCUCUUUUUCCCGUCUUUUUUCCUCUCUCUUUUUCCCGUCUUUUUUUUCUCUCUUUUCCCGUCUUCUUUUUUUCCUCUCUUUUUCGUUGUCUUCUUUUUCCUCUCUUCCUUUCCCGUCUUCUUUUUUUCCUCUCUCUUUUUCCCGUCUUUUUUCCUCUCUCUUUUUCCCGUCUUCUUUUUUCCUCUCUCUUUUUCCCGUCUUCUUUUUUCCUCUCUCUUUUUCCCGUCUUCUUUUUUCCUCUCUCUUUUUCCCGUCUUCUUUUUUCCUCUCUCUUUUUCCCGUCUUCUUUUUUCUUCUCUCUUUUUCCCGUCUUUGAUUCGUUUUUCCUCUUUUCUCCUUUCUUUCCUCACCACCUUCUGUCUUACCUUCAUAGUUUUAUUCUUAAAUGCGCCUUUCUUACACACCACAAAUAG
Messenger RNA from Acanthosepion pharaonis, 2289 nucleotides. Lineage: Eukaryota; Metazoa; Mollusca; Cephalopoda; Sepiida; Sepiidae. The record is from the annotation of a GenBank genome assembly.